Molecule: messenger RNA, 1787 nt
Organism: Phycomyces blakesleeanus NRRL 1555(-)
Lineage: Eukaryota; Fungi; Mucoromycota; Mucoromycetes; Mucorales; Phycomycetaceae
Exons: 5
Coding region: 1-1599 (532 amino acids)
Biological process (GO): transmembrane transport
Molecular function (GO): transmembrane transporter activity
Source: RefSeq, a predicted model, not a curated record
AUGAAAAACAGUCCGUUGGUAACAGACAGUUAUGAGACCAGUAAUUUAGAAGCCUAUUCUGAGAUGGACAGCAAGGAGACUAUUGAUAGCCCCAUAGAACACAAUGAGAGUGUCAGAGAUGAAGAUCCAGAUGUAGCUGCUGGUGACACAUCGUUUGCAAAUGCUCCGUGGCAAUACAAGCUUAUUGCUCUCUCGACAGCGCUUCUAUUGCCUGUGGGCUCUCAUUUUUCGGGAAGUGCGUUGAGCGCAAUGAAGACAUCAAUUAAAACUCAUCUAAGCAUCGACAAUACACGUUAUGGUGUUCUUUCGUCAGCCGUUUCAAUCAUUAACACUGUGUUUCCAAUUGUCGGUGGUAUGUUCAUCGACAUCUUUGGCUCUGUGUGGGGUACAUUAGCCGUGAAUUUGCUGGUCAUUCUCGGAAGUUUGUUGACCGCGAUUGCUGCAAAAUACACCUCAUUCCCACUGAUGGUUGUCGGACGCGUUAUAUUUGGAAUCGGCAGUGGCCUGAUCGUGACUAUGCAAGAAUCUCUACUCUCCAAAUGGUUUCGAACCCAAAACCUUGCACUUGCUAUCGGUCUUCAGCUCUCUAUUAGUCGGUUGGCUACCUUUCUGGGAACCCUGGUGGCAAACCCUAUAGUUGACGCUACUGGAAACUGGGUUUGGGCGUUUUGGCUUUCAUUCAUAAUCUGCUGCUUUUCUAUAAUGAUGAACUUGGUUUAUGCCCUGAUCGUUAGACACUUAAAUGGCCAGGUUAUCAGCAAGACGGACGUAAAAAAGCUUAAAGCCAAGAAGACCUUCAAAUGGCGCUCAGUCCUCAAAUUCCCAGUAUACUAUUGGCACAUUGUCCUCAUCGAGUUUAUAUUUUCUGCAGUCUGGUCAUCUUUCCAGACAAUCAGUACCGAGUUUGUUUCCAAGCAUUUUGGGACUACAGAUAUUUUGGCCGGUUACAAUGCCAGUGCAUCUCAGGUGGUUCCUAUUGUUGCUACACCACUUCUGGGUAUCAUUAUGGACUUGUUUGGAUGCCGUAUUGCUAUUUUGCUGGUAUCUGCCAUCUUUUUGAUCUUGAGUUGCGCCAUCCUGGGAUGGACCUACGUGAACGCCGCAGUUGGUAUGGUCUUUUAUAGUGUGUCGUUGGCAUUUGGUCCUAUCUCUAUGAUCACCUCUAUUGGUAUGAUUUUGCCUUCCGAUUAUAUUGGAACUGGUCUUGGCAUCUAUAAGAGUUCCAACAAUAUUGGUACCACAAUCCUUGACAUUAUUGUUGGUGUCGUCCAAGACAAUACUGCCAACCAGGCAUACACAAGUGUCAUGAUUGUUUUCCUUGUUCUCUCUGGUGUUGGGUUCUGUCUCAUUUCUCUUUUGUGGGUCACUCAAAGAAUCUAUCUCAAUAACCUAUUGGAGAUCAGUGGAAAAAAGCGUACCAUAAUGAUGAAAGAAACAAACGACAAGGAAAUUGCAUUCAUCAAACAGGGAAUGGAUUCAUACACCGACACACCUAUCGUGAAGAUGAACUAUGUGUACUGUGGAAUAUUUAUCAUUUGUUUCUUGGUUGCAUGGGUACUCUUUUUUGUAUUUGCCGCUGGUGGACGUGUCUCUGCUUAAUAAUAGAUCCGAAAACACAAUGACAUCCUAUAAAUUAUAAUCAUAUGUAUAUAUGUAUGCAUGCAUGCGUGUAUGUUUGUGUGUAUAAAAUACCAAUAAAUUAUUAUCAACCAAAUAAGAUAUCAGGGAAACAAUAAUGCUAGCUUUCUAAAGAUAUAUUAUUAAACAACGACAACAACAACAAAUUG